This is a messenger RNA of Eriocheir sinensis (Chinese mitten crab), 2488 nucleotides long. It is a transcript of the gene fbp, whose product is annotated as fructose-1,6-bisphosphatase 1-like. Gene Ontology annotation, biological process: gluconeogenesis; fructose metabolic process; fructose 1,6-bisphosphate metabolic process. The transcript has 8 exons. Gene Ontology annotation, molecular function: fructose 1,6-bisphosphate 1-phosphatase activity. Gene Ontology annotation, cellular component: cytoplasm; cytosol. The coding region runs from base 260 to 1264 and encodes 334 amino acids. Lineage: Eukaryota; Metazoa; Arthropoda; Malacostraca; Decapoda; Varunidae. The record is from RefSeq and is a predicted model, not a curated record.
ACCAAACCCCCGUUGUGUCAUGCAAAAAGUAGUCUACACCAAGGGAGAUAUGAGUCUGUACGAUAUUUGAGUGUGGUCACUGGCAACGGGGAGAGGAGGAGUUUCACCUUGAGCAGGGAAUUUGUGGGGGACGUGGCUGAAUGCUGACUAGAGAAGAGAGUAACAGAUCAGCGUGGGCCUUGUGUGGCACUUGAGGUACGCCAGACGCUCUCCUUCUCUCAUCGCUCAGCUCACCAAAUCUAUUUCCACCACCACCAAGAUGAGUUCCUCCGGCCCAGCCAUCGAUACUAACUCCAUGACGCUGACUCGAUUCACAUUAGCUGAGCAGAAGAAAGUCCCGCACGCGUCUGGCGACCUCACCCAACUCCUCGUCAGCAUCCAGACAGCUGUUAAGGCUAUUUCCUCGGCCGUCAGGAAGGCAGGAAUCGCUCAAUUAUAUGGCAUGGCCGGGGACGUGAAUGUUCAGGGUGAGGAGGUGAAGAAGCUGGACGUGCUGGCCAAUGACCUCUUUAUCAACAUGCUCAGCUCUUCCUACACCACCUGCCUGUUGGUGUCAGAGGAGAACAAGACUGUGAUUGAGGUGGAAAAGGAACGCCAGGGAAAGUAUGUGGUGUGCUUUGACCCGCUUGAUGGUUCCUCCAAUAUUGACUGUCUAGUGUCAAUUGGCUCCAUCUUCUCCAUAUACAGGAAGUCAACAGAGAACGAGCCCAAUGUUAAUGACGCCCUUCAGCCCGGCAACCAGAUAGUGGCUGCUGGGUAUGCCCUCUACGGAUCGGCCACCAUGAUGGUCAUCUCCACUGGCAAUGGUGUCAAUGGCUUCAUGCUGGACCCGAGCAUUGGUGAGUUUGUCCUUACUGACCCCGGCAUGACCAUUAAAGAUAAGGGAAAGAUCUACAGUCUGAACGAGGGCUACGCCAACCUGUGGGACCCAGCCAUAUCGGAGUAUGUCCAGGGAAAGAAGGCUAAGAAGGCAGGUGCUCGCUACAUUGGCUCCAUGGUGGCCGACGUGCACAGGACCAUCAAGUACGGAGGCAUCUUCAUGUACCCUGCCACUGCUGACGCACCCAAGGGAAAGCUACGCCUCCUGUAUGAGUGCAACCCAAUGGCCUUCCUGGUGCAGCAGGCAGGAGGCAAGGCCACCACAGGGAAGAUGCCCAUCCUUGACAUCGUCCCAACAGACAUCCACCAGCGCACUCCCAUCGUCCUGGGCUCAUCAGGGGACGUGCAAGAAGUUAUUGACCUAUACAAAAAACACAAUCUCUAGGGUAACCUGCAACCUUGAUCAAGGCUAAAUGUUUGAAUGAUUUGAGUUUGUUACCUUGUUGAGAUUGAGAUGUUUAUUUUAAAGUGAUGGAAGGAGUGCAUGCAGUAAGUGGGUUACUUGAUGGUGCCUAUGUAUGUCUGGGUCAGUAUGGGCUGGAACCUGAGCAGCUUUUUCUUCUCUUAAUUAAGUUGUCAUUCUAAUUUCUUUUCACUGAAUUGUAAGUCAAAUAACUUGAUAAAGGUGACUGUAUUUACCUGACAGCAACUUUCAUCACCAUUGCUGUUGUAGUUGAAAGGUUGCAAUAAUACAAGACUGUGAAAGGAAGGUUUGAAAAUUCUAUGCUUGUAAAAGUAAUUCACUGUUCAUACAAAAUUCCCCACAUAUGUAACAAAAUGGAGAGGUAUUGUUGAGGUGGCUGUGUAACCCCGUGACCUAGCCUUCCCCAAACCCUCACACCAACCAGGGUCAUGUAUUGUUGAUAAAAACUCUGCAGUGCUCACACUAUUAAGAUUUAGUUCUGAACAAAAUAUAAAUCUUUUUAAAAGUACCACAAAUUCUCUUUACUUAUAAAAUGUUCUUAAAUUAUUUAACGGAAUGAUUAUUUCUUCACACAAUUGUCUGAACACAUAACCUUAGUCUGGUGGCCCACAUGACUGUGGGAGUGACAAAAUGGGAACGCAAUCAAAUUUUGGACUAAUUUAGGCAAAAUUUCACAUUAUCUAAUUUGACUAAUACAACUCCUAUGGAGCAUAAACUAACCAUCAUUCACAUUUAAAAAAAUAAUCUUAAGAACAUUACACCACAUUUUAAAGCUUUAAACAAUUUUUUUUUUUAAUAUAUUAUGACAAAUAACGAGUGUUACCACCGGAUUAGUGUGACGCCUCAACUCUGAGCCACUGUACUAAGCCUUUGCACAUUUAUUCUCUAUGAACCAAGAGCAAAGCCAGGCUUGCCAGCACCCUGUAUCAUGGAACACAUGAGGUUGGUUUCAUAUGAAAGCCACAAGUAAAAAAAAAAAAAAGUCAAACACUGAAUUUCAUUGCCACACCCACACCUCUGUCCCCUAUGUUGAGUGCUGACCCUGACUGAAGCUUCACCUGACACAUGGGUGCAUAGAUCCUGGUGAGUAAUGAUGAGUCAAACACCUGCCCUUCUGGCCCCACACUGCAAAGUGUGGCCAGAAGGGUCGGAAGAAAACAACACAUCUGCUUCCUAAAACAAAAC